GGGUUGAUAUUUGUUCCACAAAUUUGGUGCAAAAUGUAACCAUUUCUGACCACAGGAGAAUGAAUAAAAACGGCCAGAAAUCCCCAAAUUCCCAAAUACUACAGUAGGACAUCAAGAGCUGCAGGAACACCAUGAUUUCUAUGAAAACUCCUCCAGAGAGAUCAGGCAUCACCUUCGAGGUCGGAGCUCAGCUGGAGGCCCGAGACCGCCACAAGAACUGGUACACGGCCUCUAUAGAGAAAAUCGACUAUGACAAAGAACGAGUUCUGAUCCAUUACCGCCAGUGGAGCCGUCGCCAUGACGAGUGGUUUCCAUGGAGCUCGCCGUACCUGCGGCCGAUGGAGCGAAUCAGCUUGAGGCGGCAGGGCCUGAGGCAGCCCCGCCCACCACCGAUGUUUGGAUCAGGUUCGAGGGUCCUGGCCUGUUGGACAGACUGUCGCUUCUACCCAGCCAAAAUCCUCAGGGUCAACAAAGACGACUCCUACACAGUGCGUUUCUACGACGGCGUGGUUCAGACUGUGAAGCCCACAAAAGUCAAACCCUUCCAGGAAAAGGUGAGACCAGAUAAGAGUGUGGCGGGCAGCGAAGGCUGGGAGGAGGGCGAGAGUGAGGGCGAGAGCGAAGAGGAGGAGGAGGAGGAGGAGGAGGAGGAAGAGGAGGAGGGAAGAGAGAAAGAGGAGGAGGAGGAGGAAAAGAAGGAAGAGGCGGAGACAGUAAAGGAAGAGAAGGAGGAAGAGGAGGAUGAGGAGGAGAGGAAGAGGAAAGCUGAACCUUCAUCUUCAGAGCCGCCGGCCAAGAAGAGAGCAGACGAGGGCAGGAGCAGUGGAACUCAGCCAACCAUAAGUGACCCCGCCCAGUCUGCCCCUCCUAACUCCGCCCACUCAGACAGAGAUGUCAUGUUGGAGCGCCAGGCUCACCUGCCCACCACACACAAAUUCAGCAGGGAACCAUUGUACCGGGUGAUCAAGAACCAGCCUCCCCCCAUCCUGUCCAUCGAGUUGGACCACAACCCGUUCAAAUGCCCGGCGCCGGGCUGCACCAAGUCGUUCAGGAAGGCCAGCCUGCUGCACUACCACAUCAAGUACUACCACUCUGAGCAGCAGCUGGACGAGCCGGGCGGCGAGCCGGACGCAGCGCGGAGGAAGCGGUCGUCGUCCUCUGAGGGCCGGGACUUCCUGUCAGAGAGGAGGAAGGAGAACCAGAACAGCAACAACUGUCACCAUGACAACAGAGAGCACAGCACCAUGGGAGCAGAGGUGAAGAAGGAAGGCGGGAGGCAGAGAGACGCAGCGCAGGACCGGAAGGAGAGGAGGAACUUCCUGCGAGUCAAACUGAAGAAGAAAAAGAAGAAGAAGAAGAAGAAGAAAAGCCACUCAGCACACGACAGCAGCGACGACGAGAACUCAGACAGACCUCCCAUCACCCUGAAACUGUCUGCCAGACACUACAGCACACACACACACGCCCCGCCCCCUCCGGUCGACGAAGGCAGCGAUUGGUCGACGUUAACGGCCGAGAGCGAGGAGGACCCGUCCUUCUGGUCGGUCGCCAUGGAGACGGAGGAGUGCGAGGUGGUGAGGUGUGUGUGCGAGGUCGACGAGGAGAACGACUUCAUGAUACAGUGUGAGCUGUGUCUGUGUUGGCAGCAUGGCACCUGUAUGGGUUUGUAUGAGGACAACGUUCCACACAACUACAUCUGCUACUGCUGCCGAGACACUGCAGGCUGGAGGCGGGCUCAGCGGUACCUGCCAGAUCCUGAUUGGCUGACGUCCGGUCACAUGUUUGGCCUGUCGUGUGUGAGGGAGAACUACUCGGAGCUGAACGCCGCCAAGAUCUCACACACCAACCGGCUGCUCGCACACACACACGGCCUCAAUCAGGUCCUCAAAGGCCUGCAGCUCAAGAUCAGACUCCUACACUCGCCCUCCGACUCCGACCUGCAGCUGUGGCGGUUGUCAUGGAAACAGGAGGAGGAGCCAGCCGCCGCGGCCGAUCAGACGGGCGACGCCUCCGAGCGGACGGGCGGUUUCUCCCCGGCGUGUUACGUCAGCAGCGAGCACUGCUACCAGAAGCCCGGGGCAUCAUGGGAGAAACAGGAGGAGUGUGAAACGCCGGUCUGUGAGCAGGGUGCAAAGCCUGAAGACACCGACGCACACAAACACACAGACGCUCACACGCACACUGAGGCGCAGGCGCACACACACACGGAUGUGGCGGUGCAGCCGCGCACGGACACACACACACACACGCACACACACACGCCGGCGGCGUCGGUGCUGCAGUGUCAGCUGAACCUGCUGCAGCACAUCGAGUGUCUGCACAGCCAGAUCACCGCCAGGAUGGACCUGAUCGAGAGGGAGCUGGACGUUUUGGAGUCCUUUUUGGAUCACUCUGGUGAACUCGAGCCUCCUGAUCCUUUGUCCCGCCUGCCGCAGCUCAAACAGCGAGUCAAGCGGCUGCUGUGCGACCUGAGCACCGUGAGGCGCCUGUCCGUCUGCCGCUGACUCCGCCCCCCCCCCCGGUCCGUUUGACCCUGCGGUCCCUGGCGGCCAAUAGGGAGACACUGUGGCAGCGGGACUGACAUGCCGCCACGUGGAAGACGCUUGUUCUCACAGCGAGGCGUCGUAACGAACGCUUUGGUUUGCAUCAACAGCGGCUUCCACGCGACCAAGGACAGCGCCCCCCUCUGGUGGAACAUAUAUGCACUGAAAUAUAUACGAGGAGGAGAGGCGCAGACGGUGACUCGUGCUCCGGAUGUUGUGAUAAAUUGAACCCAGCGACUUAAACGUUCCCAGAAGUGCAGCGGGAACACGGACUGACUGAGUUCACGGUGCGUUCAGGGUCCGUUCACCAUCAGUUCAUCUGGAUGUGAUCUCAGGUUGAUCAGCCGCCUUCACAAACACGGAGGCUCCUUGGCUUGCUAGUUAACAUUACCAGCUGAACUGUUAGCAUAUUACCAGAGAUAGGCUAUGUAUUGACAUAUUCUACAUACAAGAAAAUGUGGGUCCACCUCCAGGGGGCGCCAUAGAGGCUAAAACUGGGCUAAGCAGAGUCAAAUGAACAGCGGUCAGUGGGACUUUUCCAGAAAAUCAGCUCUCUGAGUGAUAAUAAUGUUUUUCCAGCGCAGAUUCUGUCUGCAUUAGAAAUAUUGGGGCCGUGGAACAAUGACAGGAACAGUCCAGUUACUGAUCAAUAACUGGAAUCAAAUGUGCUGAUCAUUUCAUAGCAUUUAGCCCCACUGACCACCAGAUAUUCUACUCUGUUUAACCAGUGCUCAGUGCUGCCCCCCUGUGGACAAAACACUGAACUGCACUGUUUUUCAGUGAACGUGAUUCAGUUUUCUCUCUUUAGGCGUUAAUAUCACACUCAUGGAAGCACUGCUUAUACUGAAAUGUGCUUUAUCAUAACACACCUGGCUGUUUACUUAUCAUCAUCAUCAUCAUCAUCACCGUCAUCAUAUUGUUUAGCUCUGUACAAACAUGCAUGGCUGCUGUGCAAACUAACAGUUGAACACGGAUUCAUGUUUUCCUGUCAUGUGAUGUCAUCAAGAUUCAUUUGCAUACAGGAGGAGGAUUUUACGACAGCGUAGUGUGCCGCUGUAGGGGGGAAAGUGACAGACUCAUGAGAGGGGGGGUGAUAUCCCAAGAAAAAAAAGAACAAUUUCCGCGAUUAAAGUCACAAUUUUACGAGGAAAAAAACUCACAAAUUUAUGAGAGAAAAACUCAUUUAUCUGAAAUGAUAAAGUCACAAAUUGUGAGAAAAAAACCCCUCAGAAAAAUAGUUUUUCUUUUACUUUUUUAUUAAGAUGUCAAUCAGUCAAUAUUCACAAUUAUGCUUUAGUUAAUUCAGUAUUUCUUAAUAAAGCCGGGACUUGAAUAGUUGAAGUUUUUGUACAGGUCCGUCUGAAGCCUGGACUGUCUGAGUCUGGGCUGCAGACGGAGUUCAGCUCGCCGCGUUCGCCAUGUCUCCUUCAUAUCUGCUCUCAACGAAAAAACUCUUAGCUUUGUAAUCCUGACUUUCUAGAUUUAUAUCAACAAUCAUCACUUUUUCUACACUGUACAUAGCUCUUACUGACUUCAGCUGAAAUUCCUGUACAGCUUUUCUUUUUUUUUUUUUUAAAUUUAUAAGAUUAUUUUUAUGAGAUUUGAUCUUUCUUGAACAUGAAGAGUGACAGAAAAGAGUCGGACUCAUGAUGUCAUCAGCCGGCUGAGUCACCGGCGUGCCCUGACCCUCUGUGGCGCUCUAAGAGACGUGUCAGCUGUUUCCCGCUCUGCUACCUGAACAGCAUCGUUCAUUUCAAAUCCGAGCGGCUCUGAAGCUGCGUUACAUUGCGAUGCAACUGCUGCAUCCAUUAGAAUAAUCACACGGGCUGUGGUAAUGUUCACCUAAACUGAAGGACUGCUGUCUGUCUGUUGUUUUUUUGUCUUUUUUGUGAUCACAUUUCUUAGUGAAUCACAGCUACAGUGAUAACUGUUACAGAAUUGAAUCAGUAAUUAUUCCUAAUCAAUCCAAAGCACAACUGAACUUCUUGUUGAGAGUUUGGUGUGACGAGCGAGUCCACAUGGCGUUGAAAUAUCAAAACUGCUCCCAAAAUAACUUUUAGCACCUAAACCAACACCUACAGAGGAUUAUUACAAAAUUAAAAAAAACAAAUCCCAAUAUACACACAGAGUUAUUUGUGACAGAACUAUCAGGUCAUUUCUCCCCGGUGCAAGGAUACUAUGCAGAAGUCUCCUGCAGACGCUACUUGCCGGAUCUACUUACCAAUUGAAACAACAAAAUUACAAGAAAAGACACGUUUAAUUUCCUAGAAAAAAAAGGGAACCAUGAUUUGUUCAUCGAGUGGGAGUGUUUUUCUGUGGAAGUGAAUGGACAGAUACAAAUCCAGUGUUGUGGAUCAGCAGCCCAGGGGAGCAGCUGUGGAAGAGGUUUCACCACCGUGUGGACUCGGGUCACACCCAGGGAACUAGACAACACACACACACACACACACACACACACACUCACACACUCACACACACACACACACACACACUCACACACAAACACUACUACAGCAGAGGUCAGCUCUGCUUUGAUGUACUGCACAGCCAGCAGUGAGAAAGACACCAAAUAUAACCUUCUAAUAUUACAGGCAGUUAUAUAUAAAUUAUGCACAAGACAACUAAUUUCAUUCCAUUUGGUUUUGUGGUGCUGCCAAGAACAAUAACACAAUACAUUAUGAUCUCUUCAUCAGAGCGUUAGAACGGGCAGAUACAGAGUAUAUACAUGGAAUUUUGCAAAGUAUAUAAAACAUGUUUUUAACCUUGAUGUUUUCCAGGGGAAAUUUGAGGGGAAAGUCCGAGUUCAAGGGGUUAAUAAACUGUUUUCAUUUAGUUAAAGAGACAUUACAGAAAAUACUGGCAACAACGGCAAACUCACAACGUCAGAGUGUCUCUUCAGUGUUCUCUGUGUUUGUUCUCAUGUAAGAAAACUGUAAAUAGCUGUAGAUUUGAUAUUUUUGUAGAAAAGUUUGAUUAUCAAUGUGCUUGACUAUUACAAUAACUAUGAUGUGUUUUAGGAUCAUACAGGCGGAUUGCAGUGCUUGUGAUUUUCACCGGUGAGGGAUAAUUGAGCGUCUUUUGACUUGUUUUGUUGUCAAGGAAAACGUCAGUAAUGCUGUUUCACUUUUGAAGCUGAGCUGAAAUGACACGGACUCCUUUAUUUUAAGAAAAUCAGCUGUAUGAAAGCUUCUUUUUUCUGCUGUAUUUUUAGACAUACCAGGUUCCUCUGUGCAGCAUCAUUUUCAUGCCGCAUGAGGACGAAAUCGCAGCAAAUUGCAUAAUCCUUCACAGUAAUCAUGGAAAAACUUUCUGAUUCUGUAUUUUUAAGCUUGUAAUAAUCAGCAUUUUCUCUUUAUACGAUGAGUUCUGCUUUAUUUUGUAGCUCGGCCUCAGAGUAAAACCAUUCAUGGGUGCUUUUUGUACAAAACUGCUCUGCUCCUGAUAUUUUUUUUUUUUUUUUGGCACCAAAAACAUGACUGUGUUUGGAUUAUGCAACUUUGCAUAAUACAGGAAUGGAGCCAGGAAAGAGUUUGUAAUGAGUCAGGAGGAAAGUUAAUGAGAUUGUUUUGUCAGGAUGUGUUUGUCUCUAAAAGAAGACGGUCAGCGUCGGUGAGGACUGUUCAUGUCUGAUCGGUCUGUCGGGGCCAGAAAUUGUUUUAAUUUGAAGGUUAUCUGUUGGACUGUUACAUCUGGUUUGGAGUUUAAUACACAUGAUGAAUGUUUAU
Molecule: messenger RNA, 6268 nt
Organism: Myripristis murdjan (pinecone soldierfish)
Lineage: Eukaryota; Metazoa; Chordata; Actinopteri; Holocentriformes; Holocentridae
Product: PHD finger protein 20-like
Exons: 18
Coding region: 132-2504 (790 amino acids)
Biological process (GO): regulation of transcription by RNA polymerase II
Cellular component (GO): MLL1 complex; NSL complex
Source: RefSeq, a predicted model, not a curated record